Molecule: messenger RNA, 1080 nt
Organism: Chaetomium strumarium
Lineage: Eukaryota; Fungi; Ascomycota; Sordariomycetes; Sordariales; Chaetomiaceae
Exons: 5
Coding region: 1-1080 (359 amino acids)
Source: RefSeq, a predicted model, not a curated record
AUGGCUCCACGCGUUGUAGUAACCGGGGUGACUGGGUACAUUGGUGGUGACGCCUUCCAUGCGUUGUACGAGGCUCACCCGGACUUCGACUACACUUUGCUUGUACGCACCAAAGAACGAGCAGAGAGUGUCCGUGGACAGUACGGCAAUGUGGACAAAGUGAAGGUCCUCUAUCCGGGGGAGGUUGGCCCGUCCGUAUCAUUCACGGAGGUCUUGGAGGACCAGGCCAAGAAGGCGGAUGUCGUUCUUCAUACCGCAGACUCUGCCGAUGAUGUUGCUCAAGCAACGGCUAUUCUCAGAGGACUACAAGCGGCCGGCCGCUCCGCCGAGAACCCAGCAUAUUGGAUUCACAUCAGCGGCACUGGUAUCUUGACCUGGUACGACCACGCCCAAUCACGGUACGGCCAAGCCCCGGUUCCCGAACAGGCCUACAACGACCUUACCGGCAUCGACCGCCUCGUCAACCUCCCGGACCAAGCCCCUCACCGCAACGUCGACAAUAUCGUCCUCUCCGCCAACGACAACCCGGGCAUCAAAACAGCCAUCGUCGCGCCGCCAACCAUCUACGGCGCCGGCCGCGGGCCCGUCAACAAAUCCAGCAUAGCGCUCCCGCUGCUCACCCGCUUCAUCCUCAAACACGGCUACGCGCCCGUGAUCGGGGAGGGCCGGAACGAGUGGGACAACGUGCACGUCUCGGACGUGAGCUCGCUGUUGGUGCGGCUCGUAGACGCCGCGCUCGACCCGGCGCGGAAGCGCAACCCGGAGGAGAUCUUCGGCGGACGGGCGUACUACUUCUGCGCAAGUGGGACGCACGCCUGCGGAAAGGUGGCCGUCGACAUCGCCGAGGAGGCGGUCAGGCAGGGGCUGUUGAAGGAAGCUUUGCCUAAGGUGGUGUCGCUGGGAGAAAGAGAGAUCACUGACGAGGUAGGGGCCAUGUGGGCGGCGAAUUCGAAGGGUGUUGCGGAAAGGGCGAGGCGGUAUCUUGGUUGGGAGGCGAGAGGGCCGUCGUUGGAGGAGGAGAUUCCGAGGGUUGUCGAGCUGGAGGGGAAGAAAGCGGGUGUUGAGGGGAAGGCACUCUGA